Etheostoma cragini (Arkansas darter) is the source of this 1267-nucleotide messenger RNA. Its product is annotated as probable G-protein coupled receptor 148. Gene Ontology annotation, cellular component: membrane. The record is from RefSeq and is a predicted model, not a curated record. Gene Ontology annotation, molecular function: G protein-coupled receptor activity. NCBI's taxonomy places the organism in Eukaryota, Metazoa, Chordata, Actinopteri, Perciformes, Percidae. The coding region runs from base 251 to 1207 and encodes 318 amino acids. The transcript has a single exon. Gene Ontology annotation, biological process: G protein-coupled receptor signaling pathway.
AAAGUGCCUGCCUCAUUGACACCCAUGUGAAGACCCAUUUCUGCUCACAGGAGUUCAUUAGAUUAUAAUUAUGAAGAAAUAUAAAUAAAAUAGUCUCUCUGCUCAUACAAUAGAUGUAUGCAGUUACAUGCUUGCAUUUCAAAGGGGAUGCAGUCUUAUUGUUGAUAUUAAUGUAUUAAUAUCUUUUCAUUAACAGGAAGCUGCUGGAGAAAGUAGUCAACACACUGGAAAACACAACUCAGUCACCAUAAUGCCAUCAAUGCUCCUGUCAAACCUCACACAGGAUUGGGUGGAGAGUGUGCGGAGGUGGCACCUAGAUUUUUUUUUCAUCCCCACCGUAGUCUUUACUCUGGCAACCUUGCUUGCCAACCCUGUUCUCCUGGCAUGCAUUUUCCUGAGCCGUGCCUUGCGUCAGGAGACGCGUUACCUGCUAGUGGCCAACACCCUGACAGCAGACAUGCUCUUCCUGGUCCUCAACCUGGCCACAAUGACCUGUAACGCCGUGAGAGCUCAAGUACCCUGGGUCAUGUGUGAGCUGGUCAUAGCCAUCACUAUCACCGCCUACUGCUGUGCCAUCCUCACCAUCACCCUCAUGGUUGUUGACACCUACGCUGCAGUUCGCUGGCCUCUCCAUUACCAUGACAUUCUUCCACCUGCCCGGGUCUACCGCAUACUGGCGGGGUUGUGGGUGCUCGCAGCCAUUUACCCUUUCACCCUCGUGAUCAUAAUGGUGAUGGAUCGAGGAAAUUCCCAUGAAAACGUGGCUGUGUGUAUAAUCCUCCUCUCCCUGGGCUUCGUUCAGGUCAAUAACAUGAUGGGGAUCUACAUCUACUUCUUUGUAGCUGCACUCAUCUGUGCUGUACUCAUUUUUUUCUGCUACAUUCGGCUCUAUAUGGUAACAAAAACCCAGGGCAUCUGGCAGAGCCGCUUCUCCAGGGCCCGGAUCACGCUGCUAGCUCAUGGCGUUCUUCUCCUGCUCUACUUUGCCCCCGGUUUUGUUUUCACCUUGGAGCUCUUCCUGUUUCAGAGGAACGACAUAAGUCAGGAUGUUCGUGUGUGGAUCAGCACAGUCAAUAUGGGUGUUUUCACGUUGCUGCCCAGGGCAAUUGCUCCAUACCUGUACGGACUGAGGUACAGGGAGAUCUCUGAUACUCUAGUGCAGUUUCUGCACCAGCACAGGGGACUCAGCCAGGUUACUGUUUCAUGAAGACACUUACAAACUGGCAGUCUUUUCAAAUUUUUCCAAUCAAAUUACUUGUGAAAUACA